Messenger RNA from Coccinella septempunctata (seven-spotted ladybird), 2592 nucleotides. RefSeq names its product S1 RNA-binding domain-containing protein 1. Bases 106 to 2433 code for a protein of 775 amino acids. The transcript has 9 exons. NCBI's taxonomy places the organism in Eukaryota, Metazoa, Arthropoda, Insecta, Coleoptera, Coccinellidae. The record is from RefSeq and is a predicted model, not a curated record. Gene Ontology annotation, molecular function: mRNA binding; DNA binding; structural constituent of ribosome. Gene Ontology annotation, biological process: translation; DNA repair.
CGAAUUUUUCCGGUAAGAUUUUAAAAUUAGUGUUUUCAGAUGGUAUAAUUUUGAGAAAAGCAAAUUAGCGAAAAUUUGUGUCUAUUUUGUAAUAAAUAAUUGACAAUGCCUAAAAGGAAGUGUGAAUCUGAUUCUCAAAAAAGUUCUAAAAGUUCAAAAACUGAACAUGAUGUCGAAGCUGCAAAAGAUAUUCAUCCGAAAUGGCAGGAUUUUGAGCUUUUGUCUGAAGAAACAUGUAUUGAACCCAAUGUCGCAAAAUCGAUGAUAAAACUUUUAGAAGAUGGCAAUACUAUUCCAUUCAUUGCAAGAUACCGUAAGAAUAUGAUAAACAAUAUGACUCCUGAAGAACUGAGAGUUAUUAAGGAACAGUAUGAAGAAAUAAAUUUACUGAAGUCAAAAUUAAAAAGUGUUGCCAAGACUUUAGAAAAGGCAGGGCAGUUAAAUAAGAAUAUGAGAAAUUCUUUAGCUUCUGUAAGAACAGUAGAAGAACUUGAACAUGUGUUUGCCCCAUUUAAACCAGAAAGUAAAAGAAGUUUAGCAGAAAGGGCAAAAUCUGUUGGUUUAGAAGCACCUGCCCACAAUAUUUUGAAUAAUGUAUGUCAAGAAGAUCUUCAUUAUUACAUAAAACCAGAAAAGGAAGGAUUGAAAUCAAUUAAAGAAGUACAAAAGGGUAUUAUUCAUAUUAUAGCAUCCAUAAUUGCUAAUGAUACAGAAGUUUUGGGAUAUGUGAGAGAUCUGAGGACAAAACAUUAUUUUAUGAUUGAAACUAAAAAGAUUGAUGAGAAAGAUAAGAAAAACCAAUCAACUCAAAAAAAUAAAAAUAUAGAUGUGUCAAAAUACAAAUUAUACUUUGAUUUCAAGAUCAGAUCAAUAGAUAUAAAGCCUCAUCAGAUUUUAGCUGUAAAUAGGGCAGAAAACCAGAAAGUUUUAUCAGUUAAAUUAAAUAUACCUGAUAUCAUUUUUAACAAAUUCAAUAAAUUUUGCAUAGAUAAAUUUAAAAUGGAAUCAGGAAGUAAGGACCGAUGUCAGAUAUUAAAAGAAGCAGUUGAGGAUUCUUAUACUAGAUUAGUAAGACCUCUUCUCGUGCGAGAAACUAGAUCUACUCUCAAACAGAUGGCGGAAAAAGCUGCAAUGGAAACAUUUAGCCAAAAUCUCAAACAAUUAUUGCUUGCAAAUCCAAUUAAAGGAAAGUAUAUAUUAGGUAUGGAUCCUGGAUUUUCAAAUGGCUGUAAAUUAGCUCUUAUAUCUGAAACUGGGAGUUUACAAGCUAAAGCUACCAUUCAUCCUUUCUCUAAGAAUGUUUCAAAUAAAGCUGUAUGUAUUUUGAAGGAUAUUCUCACUAAACAUAGAUGUGAAGUCAUUGCAUUAGGCAACGGAACUGCCUGUAGAGAAACUGAAUCUUGGUUGUCAGAGCUAAUAACAUCCAAUAUAUUUUCUCCCCUGAAGGUUACUUAUACCAUUGUUAGUGAAGAUGGAGCUUCUAUUUAUUCCUGUAGCCCUGAAGCCCAAAAAGAGUUUCCUGAUCUGGAUCCCAAUAUUAUCAGCGCAAUUUCUUUGGCAAGAAGAGUUCAAGAGCCUUUAGCUGAAUUGGUCAAGGUGGAACCACAACAUUUAGGAGUUGGAAUGUACCAACAUGAUCUGAGAAAGAAACACCUCAAUGAGGCAUUGCAUGAAGUGGUUUCAGAAUGUGUUAGUUUUGUGGGUGUAGAUCUAAAUACUGCAUCGAAGUGUUUACUAAAGGAAAUAGCCGGUUUAACAGAAAAAAGAGCAGAACGAAUCAUACAGUAUCGUGAAGAAAAUGGCAAAUUCACCUAUCGUAAAGAACUUUUAAAAGUGAAAGGUAUAGGUGAAAAAGUAUUUCAGCAAUGUGCUGGUUUCUUGAGAGUUGGCCCUAUCAACAUCGAGGAAGAGUACAAUUUUUAUGCAACCCCGAAUACAACCAAACUAGACCGUACAAUAAUACAUCCAGAGUCAUAUGCUGUUGCUAAGAAAUUAUUGAAGAAUCUCAAAUUGAAGGAGGAAGAUAUUGGAAGUGGAAGUUUCAUAGAGACAGUAAAUAAGAGUGAACUGAAUGAAACUGAAUUAUCAGUGAAGCUGAAAACAGACGAACAUUCUUUGAAGUUGAUAUUAGAAGCCUUGGGUAAGCCCUUGAAUCAUGAUCUGAGAAAAGAAUUGAACAUCACUCCGUUGUUUAAAAAGUGUCUAACAAGUAUUGAAGAUCUGAAAACUGGUACGGUCUUGAGUGGAAGAGUUAGCAAUGUAACUCAUUUUGGAUGUUUCGUCGAUGUUGGAGUGAAAUGGAAUGCUUUAAUUCAUGUUAGUAAACUCAAAGGGUUUCAACUCAAAAUCGGGGAUAGGGUAGAGGUUGAAGUAAUCGAUCUUGAUUUGGAACGAAAACGAAUUGGGCUGAAAUUUUUGAAAAUGUCUCAAUAAUUUGAGGAAUUAGUUAUGAUGAGGAACAUAAAUAUUUUUCGCAUCUUCAACUGAAUAUGUUAUUUAUUAUUUGUAAAUGUUUGUGAUUGGCUGUGGAUGUAUGAUCCUAAGUCAUUUCAUGUUAUGUUAUUGAGUUAUUAGUUAUUAAACGAAUACACU